AAGGCCCCGGGGUCGCGAGUGCUGAGGCGGCGUCAUGUCCUCCGACGUGGCCGCGCGCCGCGACGCCAAGAAGCUGGUGCGCUCCCCCAGCGGCCUGCGCAUGGUGCCCGAGCACCGCGCCUUCAGCAGCCCCUUCGGCCUGGAGGAGCCUCAGUGGGUCCCGGACAAGGAGUGCCCCAGGUGUAUGCACUGCAGCGCCAAGUUUGACUUUCUCACCAGAAAGCACCACUGUCGCCGGUGUGGCAAGUGCUUCUGUGACAAGUGCUGCAGCCAGAAGGUGCCGCUGCGGCGCAUGUGCUUCGUGGACCCAGUGAGGCAGUGUGCCCAGUGCUCCCUGGUGUCUCUCAAGGAGGCGGGGUUCUAUGACAAGCAGCUCGGGGUGCUCCUAGGUGGAGCCACUUUCCUUGUAACUUUUGGGAGCUCAGAGAAGUCGGAAACCAUGGUUUGUCGCCUUUCCAACAGCCAGAGGUGCCUGCUUCUGGAAGGGGACAGCCGCCAUGAGAUCGAACUUGCACACAUUUCAACUGUGCGGAUUCUGACGGAAAGCUGCCCUCCUGGAGGAGGCAACGCACGGGCCACAGGUAUGUCCCUGCAGUACACAGUGCCAGGGACAGAGAGCGUGACCCAACUGAAGCUGACAGCUGGGGAGGAUGCAAAUGCCAGCAGAAGGCAGUCGAUAGCCUGGCUAGUGGCCAUGCACAAGGCUGCCAAGCUCCUCUAUGAAUCUCGGGACCAGUAACUCCACAGGAGAUGAACAAUCAGCUUGGAGCAGCAGAGCCUGCUGUGUGCACACGGGCGACUAAUCCUACACAUGAUGGGAAAUGCAAUUCAAAUACUGGGAGAAACAGAAGUGUUCGCUUACCUAGUGCAAUACAUAUAGUUAUUAAUGCUCUGAACAGCCUCAUGCUUUAGAAUUUGUGUAUUAUCUUGUUGAUACUUAAUUGGGGAUGGGAGAGACUGAGCUACACUACUGCUAAGCCAUUUUUAGCAUAAUCUGUACUGGGAUUUUACGAGUGCCCAGGUUUACUAGAAGGUUCUGGCCUUUCUGUUCAUUUCAUGAACUCCUCCGCAGGAGACGUGGGUGGUAGUUACUCAGGCCGAUGUGGCCUGAGCCCGAGCGCAGCUGAGACUGCUCUCUCCCUGCGGCUCUAACUGUGGGCUGUGAACACACGCUUGAUCCUUCACUGACGGGGAGGAGCCAGCCUUGUGUUUUGUACUUUUUACUUACUGUUUCACUUUACUAAAAUAAUUGUACAGUUUGUAUAUAAAGCUUAUGAUUAAAACCUAUUUUGAAAAUA
This is a messenger RNA of Manis javanica (Malayan pangolin), 1298 nucleotides long. RefSeq names its product zinc finger FYVE-type containing 21 (gene ZFYVE21). The record is from RefSeq and is a predicted model, not a curated record. NCBI's taxonomy places the organism in Eukaryota, Metazoa, Chordata, Mammalia, Pholidota, Manidae. Gene Ontology annotation, molecular function: metal ion binding.